CAAUGACCAAUGAUGGCGCUGAUGAUGGCGCUGCUGCUGCUGCUGAUGAUGAUGAUGAUGAUGAUGGGUGCGAAGGGAGUGUAUUAGUGAAAGAGGUGUGUGUGAGCAGGCGCGCAAGCGAGACAGAUGUGACAGCCGUGCUCUGAUGAGGACAAACUUCCGCAGUGUCUGGAAGAGAACAAAUCACUGAAACGUGCGAGAUGUAGUGAUGGUGAAGUUGGGUUCGAACGUGCGAUCUGCGGGGGAAAAGGUUGACUGGAAGCCUGCUAGCUUACCAAUGAACAGUAGGCGGCAUGGUUAAGAUGGCUUCAACGGAGGAACAGGAUAGGAAAAUAGUGCUGGAAUUUUGCCACCUGCUCGAAAAGUCGAAGCAGCUGUUCAACGGGCUCCGCGAUCUGCCCCAGUAUGGGCACCGGCAGUGGCAGGCGUACUUUGGCCGCACGUUCGACGUCUACACCAAGCUGUGGAAGUUCCAGCAGCAGCAUAGACUAGUCCUAGAUUCUAAGUAUGGUUUAAAGCGAUGGCAAAUCGGAGAAAUAGCUAGCAAAAUUGGACAACUCUAUUAUCAUUAUUACCUUAGAACGAGCGAAACCAAUUAUCUCAAUGAGGCGUACUCGUUUUACGCGGCGAUCCGGGGGCGCGCUUACUACUCGCGAGCAAUCAAGGAGGACCGGCCGGAUCUGAUGGUGAAGAAGCUCCGUUACUACGCUAGAUUUAUUGUUGUUUGUUUACUGUUGAAGAAGAUGAAGCUGGUGCGGGAGUUAGUUAUCGAAUUGGAGCGACAAAUACAGGAAUACACCACCACCGUACCGCACGACCUUAGGUACGAGCCGGAGGACCAGCUGGAGUGGUCCCUGGUGCUGGAGGAGAUCAAGGGAUUCAUCAAGGCGGAAUCGGCCGUCGCGGUGCUGCACGCCGACACCAACCCGAUCGUACUGUCGCACAGUGGUUCUGGUUCCAGGUUAAGCCCGCUCACCACCCCGCCCUGCGAACGGACGCCCCACAUGACGCUCAGCCUGCAGGAGAUCCUGAUCGUCGGGUCGGCCUGCGAGCAGGCCAAGUUCUCCGAGCUAACGAUGGACAUGUUCCGGAUGCUGCAAACGCUGGAACGUGAACCGACGGACGCGAUGCACCCGAUGAUUGGCCAUCCGAUGGCGCACGGUGGGCCGCACGAUGCGAGCCCCGCGGCCAGCCGCAUGCCGUACGGUGUGCCGGGUUCGAAGGGGUACGUGGAGAACGGUGAUCGUCGUACGAUGCGUGAUAACCCACACAAGUACUUGCUGUACAAACCGUCGCUCAGCCAGCUGAUGGUGUUUCUGUCGAGCGGGUUCAAGGAGCUGCCACCGGGCGGUGCGCUGCUGCUGUACAUGUCCGCCGACGGGUGCUUCUCGACUACGAAGCAUCCGCAAGACUAUGGUUACGAACUGGGCGGUUUGGCGACGAGCGUUAAGCGUGACGCGGUGGACGGUGGCCUGUCGGUGCGGGGCAAAUCGAGCGCCGGCUACAAGGAACCGCACUGUCUGUAUCCGGGCGAUCUGUACCCUUACACGCGGCGGCCUCUCUUCAUCAUCAUUGAUUCGGACAAUUCAUUCGUGUUCCAGCACAUACCGAGGUAUUUCGGUCAACCGUUAGUUAUACUCAUGUCACCACAGGAUAUUCCUGCCAACUACCAAGAUUUGCAGCAUCACGGUUCGCUGUUUACGCUGUUCCUGCACUCGCCCAUGACGGCCAUGUGCUACAUCUGCAACGUGGGCGACGUGCCGAUCCAUCACUGGGAGCGAUGCCAGAGCUAUGUGGACCGGUUCGUGACCGAAGCGUCCCGGCUGGUGACGCGCUGCCGGAUGGACGAGAUCGAGCAGGGCAUUGGAUAUAUAGACUCAUCGUACGUGCAAUUCUUCGGCGAUGACUUCCUGCGAACGCUCAUACUGCGGUUCGUGUUUUGUGACGUGGCGCUCCGCCUACACCGGGGCUUCCGCGGCCGGCACCAGCGGCCGCGCUGCGAACCCCCCCUGCCCGGGCCGGAGCUGCUCGAGCAUCCGUCGCUCGCCCACAUCGUGCUGCAGCUGGCGACCGCGCUCGACGUGAGGGGCCACUUUGUCGAGGGACCGGAAGGCGAUUGAUGCACGUACGGUGCGAGCACCAGUGCGCGGUUCCGAACCGGCAGCGACGACGAUCCACGAUUCACUCCAACACUGCAACAGCAACCGCAUCCCGCUCUACUGUGGUGCGCCAGCAUCCACGUGCUUUCCGGUGCGUUCACUGCGUGCGCGCUGACGCUACUAGCGGGGUGCGCAAACGUUGCGCGUCUACAUUUGACGGUGGUGUUGGUGCGUGCUGCCCCCGUACCAUCACCACUGGUGGUUUACACUGCCAGUAUUUGCUGAGUUAAAUGGGGAGGGGAGGUAGGGGGGUGGAACAUACGUCGCUUCCAAAAAAAAAGAAAGAAAAAGAAACAGUAACAACAACCAACCAACAAACUAUUGUGUAGCCCAUUGCAGACGUGGGGCCCGGCUUGAGACAGCUCGAAAUAGGAAGAGAAACCAAGUAUUAAUGAGCGUGAGUGGCCAACAGAGUAAGUGCGCACUCAAAAGGCUAGUUUAAAACACACACACACACACUUAAACACACAUACAUACAUACAAAAAACAAAGGCUUGUUGCAUUCCACAACGUGUUCUUCUUGGGGGAACGAUGGGAAUAAUUUCGUUUGCGUUCGCUAUAUACAUAUAUAUAUACACAUAUAUUAUCCCUUUAAAAAAAAUGCUCCUCUUAAAACAAAAGAACACACACACACACUAAGCCAUUUCGGUUCAUAGGUCAAGGUAUAUACAUAUAUAUAUUUGUAGCUUUUUAUGCGACUUGUUACACUAUUUAUAUGCGACAUUCCUUCGGGCGCGACAUACGCGUACGCUUGCGGAAACGAAUACGCGAACCAAUCAGAAAGGCGAAGCGUGUUUGUGUGUUUGUAUGUGUGUGUGUGUGUGUGAGAGUGUGAAGCGAUGCGGAGGACACUUUGGUUGUUUAUUCAACAUCCCGCUGCGUUCCGCAGGCGCACUGAGAUCGUCUCCCACGUCCCACGUCCUGUGCAAAAGAAUCCCAUGACAUUAUGUGGCAAAGCCAUUGCUUUACGUUUGAAACAUGUGAAAAGCAAGCCAUGAAGCAGCAACACACACACACACACACACACACACACAUAACACUACUAUCCUGUUACUAGGGCUGCGGUUGUUCCGAGUCGUGAGGAGUCGCGCUCUUUUCGUUGGUCACGUUUAAAGUGUGAUGCCACCAAGGCGUGAUUCCCGUUUUCCUGCUCUUCCCCAUUCCUUUACUUCAUCUCCUUUCCUUGCCCUCUCCUCAUCAUAUUCAAUGGUUCCAUGGAGACGCAUCAUCAUCAUCAUCAUCAUCAAGCUGUGUAUGGUGGGGUACGUGCGGUUCAAAACCUUCGCGAGAGAGUAUAGAUAUAUCAAAGUUUAUCUAUUUAUAUAUAAACAUAUUUAUAUUUAUAUAUAAAUACCAACAAAAAAAAACAAAACAUAUACCUACAUUAACACAACAUCCGCUUGCGCAAUGAGAAACUAAAAUACUUAUUAGAGAAAGAGAGAGAGAGAGGAGCAGGAAGAAGAGUUGGAAAAGAAUGAAUGAACAGCAGAGCUAGUGGUAAAGUUAGUGUAAAACAAACAAAGCGAAGCAGGUGGGUUUAAACACAGAAAACAGCGUGCGAUAAAGUCUCGGUACUUAUUGAAAGGGCAAAACAAAAAAGAAGAAAAAAAAAACUACGGCGCAAGAAACGGAAAACGUAUAUACAUAUAUGCUUAAGAGGAAAACAAAAACGUAUUAUAGGAAAAAUUUAAAUACGACACACCGUACAGAGGUGAAACAGAACAGAACAGAACAGAACAGAACAGUACAGGACAGAAGGACAAAGCAGCGCAACGCAAAGGUACACACACAUACACACAAUGCCUUUGCAAGGUUUUGUUUUCCUGUUAAGAUGUAACACGGUGAACUUUUUUUUGCUUUUGUUUAAUUUAUGUGUUUUAUACUACUGAAAAGCAUUAACCGUUUUACACCUUUUUUUUAAAUUAUUUGUUCAAAUGUUUGUUCGUUUUUUUUUACUAAAAACUAGUCACACUCUAGUCCCCUCGGUCAGCAAAUGUAUUAGCGAUCCAAAGACGCCUCAACGUGGCACAUUAGUUAUAAUACUCAUAGGAAACAAGCAAACAGCAACAAAAACUCCCGACACUCACACACACACACACACACACACACACACAAAGAUUAACACACUCUUCUUACUGUGAUGCCAACUGAUAACAUUGCGCACCGGGAGCACUGGCGCUGGUUGAUGGGUGGCGGUGGUGGUAGUAGUGUAGUGUAGGAGUGGAUACUUUUUUAGGUUUAACGUUUAAGCGACCCGAGACGCGAAACACGAGACACGAAAAACGAAACGCGAAACAAACAAAAAAAGGACGGAUGGAUGAUAAUUGGUAAACAACGGACGAGGAAUAAAAACAACAAACAAACAAACAAACAAAAGAACACUGGCAACAUAAAGCUACUACAUUAAGAAGAUACCCAGCCGAUAUUUGGACAAUAUAUAAACGUGUGAUCACUGCCGCUAUUUCGCUUCAUUAGUAGGAAACAAACAAAGCAAAAACCAAAACAUACAAAGAGGAGGAAAAAAAACAAAACUAAACGAAAAAAAAAAA
Molecule: messenger RNA, 4708 nt
Organism: Anopheles arabiensis
Lineage: Eukaryota; Metazoa; Arthropoda; Insecta; Diptera; Culicidae
Product: protein SCAI
Exons: 11
Coding region: 294-2120 (608 amino acids)
Biological process (GO): DNA-templated transcription
Cellular component (GO): nucleus
Molecular function (GO): transcription corepressor activity
Source: RefSeq, a predicted model, not a curated record